This is a messenger RNA of Ilex paraguariensis (yerba mate), 318 nucleotides long. The record is from the annotation of a GenBank genome assembly. Lineage: Eukaryota; Viridiplantae; Streptophyta; Magnoliopsida; Aquifoliales; Aquifoliaceae.
AUGUUGCGUAUAUUGGCUGUGAUGAGGCGAAACCUCGGGAGGAAGAGUCCGCGAGUAGCUGAUGAGAACAUGUUUGGAGAUGGGAAUGGAGCUGAAUUGCCAACCAUUGCACGCAACAUAGACAGACGAGGGCAAGGUAGGAACGGACUUUCAGUUAUAUAUGGCCUUUUACGAGCUCCGGUCUCGUUGAUCUCAUGCCUAUCGAAUCCCCAUAUCAACGUUGCCGAUGGAGUCUGGGUGUCCGGUGACUUAGCCCGGAUUUCUGAAGUGAAUCAUCUUAUGGUAAGCGACAGCAUGCGAUACGCCAUCUUGAUGUGA